Messenger RNA from Caenorhabditis auriculariae, 563 nucleotides. The record is from the annotation of a GenBank genome assembly. Lineage: Eukaryota; Metazoa; Nematoda; Chromadorea; Rhabditida; Rhabditidae.
AUGCGGUGUACUAUGGUAAUUAUCCUCUUGGGUCUUAUUGGCUUCUGUCUGGCCGAGAAAAUUGAGACGAAAAACGUCGUGGAUUUGGUGAGCGUUAAUUGAUAUUUCAAACGUCGAUUUAAGGAUUAAAAAAAAUUCUAUCUGACCUUGCAACGUCGAAGAACCGGAUUGAAUUAACCAGAGUGAAAACUGAUGAAAAGCAAAAUUUAACUUUGAUGUAAGCCGAAAAAUAUCCCAGCACAAGUUUUUAUGAUUUUCAAAAAGUUGGCUUUAUUUGAAUGAACCUUUUCAAAAGCUAAAGAUUGUCUCAACGAAAAUCGUGACAGUUCUACAAUAUUUUAAUACUUUUUCAGGCACAGAUCAAACUCCGACUAGAAGCUCUGGAGAAGCAGAUUCCAGCCCUCAACGACGCGAUUCAAAGCCAGGCAGCCGAGCUCAAAAGGAGAAAGAUCGAGUUCAGCGUCUUCAAAAACAACGUCACGAAGUUCAUGGAAGUCGUCGCCAAUGCCCUCGGCUACCUCAAAAAAGAGGCGUUGAACAGGAAACGUCAGCAGAGUUCUUAA